GGUAGCGCCAGCCGUGACGUUGAAGCRGAAACACAAGAGGGGUACAACUAUCUGGGCUAGAGAUGGAGUUGGGGGGGGAGCUACAACGAGGAGCAGACGACUGGCUGAUGACCUUGGAAGAAGGAUGCAGGAGUUUACAGGUGAUGGUGGGCGAGUUGUCUUUGCGAUCAUACGAGGAGCCAGAGGACGUAGGGAGGGCGAUCUCUCUGGCUGGCUGGGUGAAGAAUAUGGUCGAUGACAUGCUGAACAUUAUCUGGGAGCUGGAGGAGGGGCCGGAUCCCCAGCUAGAAUCCUGCAUCGAUUGGAUGAGAGCACAUGGCAUGAUGUCUACCUAUUAUGCCCUCUUCGCUGAGGGUCGUAACCGGCGCUAUAAGUUGGAGGAGCGUUUGAUGGGCGAUGACGACAAGGAGGAUGAGAACGGGCAGGAGAAUGGAGCACAGGAAGACAAGGCUAACUCCGGCGUCAACACCGACAACAACAACAACUACAACAACAACAACGACAACGACAACAACAACGCGCUUAGCGAUAAUAACAAUGACAACAACAACGACUUCAACAACAACAACAACAACGGCAACACAACGCCAACGAUCAGCGAUGCUGUGGGAAUUGGGGCAGAUAACAACAACAACGACGAUGGGGAUGACAACAACAACAACUGCGAUGAUGGCGACAUCGGUGACGUCGGUGGCAGCGAUGAUGGCGAUAGAGAUGUGGGGAUUGGGGAUGGUAACAGUGAUGGAGAUGACAACAACAACAACAGAGAUGGGGAUGACAACAACAACAACUGCGAUGAUGGCGACAUCGGUGACGUCGGUGGCAGCGAUGAUGGCGAUAGAGAUGUGGGGAUUGGGGAUGGUAACAGUGAUGGAGAUGACAACAACAACAACAGAGAUGGGGAUGACAACAACAACAACUGCGAUGAUGGCGACAUCGGUGACGUCGGUGGCAGCGAUGAUGGCGAUAGAGAUGUGGGGAUUGGGGAUGGUAACAGUGAUGGAGAUGACAACAACAACAACAGAGAUGGGGAUGACAACAACAACAACUGCGAUGAUGGCGACAUCGGUGACGUCGGUGGCAGCGAUGAUGGCGAUAGAGAUGUGGGGAUUGGGGAUGGUAACAGUGAUGGAGAUGACAACAACAACAACAGAGAUGGGGAUGACAACAACAACAACUGCGAUGAUGGCGACAUCGGUGACGUCGGUGGCAGCGAUGAUGGCGAUAGAGAUGUGGGGAUUGGGGAUGGUAACAGUGAUGGAGAUGACAACAACAACAACAGAGAUGGGGAUGACAACAACAACAACUGCGAUGAUGGCGACAUCGGUGACGUCGGUGGCAGCGAUGAUGGCGAUAGAGAUGUGGGGAUUGGGGAUGGUAACAGUGAUGGAGAUGACAACAACAACAACAGAGAUGGGGAUGACAACAACAACAACUGCGAUGAUGGCGACAUCGGUGACGUCGGUGGCAGCGAUGAUGGCGAUAGAGAUGUGGGGAUUGGGGAUGGUAACAGUGAUGGAGAUGACAACAACAACAACAGAGAUGGGGAUGACAACAACAACAACUGCGAUGAUGGCGACAUCGGUGACGUCGGUGGCAGCGAUGAUGGCGAUAGAGAUGUGGGGAUUGGGGAUGGUAACAGUGAUGGAGAUGACAACAACAACAACAGAGAUGGGGAUGACAACAACAACAACAUAGAUGGGGAUGACAACAAUAACAACUACGAGGAUGGCGGCAACGACGAUGGUGGUGGAAGCGAUGACGACGACGGCAGUAAUGACCACAGGAGCAGCAGGGCAGAGAGCAUCGGCACGACGGGAAAGAAGCCCCAUGCUGACAUGGCGGGGAGUGGAGUAGACAUGGAUAAGAGGGUUAUAUGCGGAGUGAUGUGCCUGGCGAGAUGGGGCUUGGGGUUGAAGGAUCAAUCUGCCGUUUCCCCCCCCUUCUAUCUGCUGUUUCCUCAUGGUGACUUGUUCUUCUCUGUCGGUCAUCGGGUGGGAGUAGGAUAGAUGCCCACCUCCCCUUUUUUUAUUAGAGUUGGCCGACCCUCAAACUCUAAUCAUGAAGGGGUGUCGAUCGCCCCCAAGGGGAUGUAGGGUGCUUAGGGUCUUGAGUUUUGCUUUGUUUCCCUUCCUGGGGUGAUCGACGUCGAUGGUUUUAUAGAUGGGAUAAUACUUCAUGGGCACGAGGUCAAUCCUUCCUUGUCGCAGACCUCUGCUCAUCUCGGAAAUAUUCGGACAGACUAUAUCAUUGAUAAAGUUCACACGCAUCA
Chara braunii is the source of this 2272-nucleotide messenger RNA. Lineage: Eukaryota; Viridiplantae; Streptophyta; Charophyceae; Charales; Characeae. The record is from the annotation of a GenBank genome assembly.